AUGAACAAUCGCAGCCAAAAAAAUGCUAAAUAUGACAGCGUGGAUAUACACAAACAACCUGCUUUCGAUCAUAUCCUAUUAAAGAAUCACAAGAUCCAGAUUGGUCCAAAUUCCUUGCCAAAACCGAAGAAUACGAACUUAAAAUUCAACAAUUAUCCACACUUGGAAUCCACCGAUGAAGGUUGUCCCAAAGGAAAGGUGCCUAUCCAAAGACUGAAAGUUGAUAACCUAACAGAUGUUAUUCAUCCACUUACAGAGACAGCACCCGGUAAACAUUUUGCAGUGGCUAAGUCAAAUGUGUUUAAGAAAAUUUAUGGCGCAAGUGCAACUAUAGGCUUAAAUACUCCACAUGCGAAAAUGAAUCAAAUCAGUGCAGCUACUAUCUGGAUUGAAGGUAAAUCAGUGCAGCUACUAUCUGGAUUGAAGGUGGAGAAGGACAAAUCAACGGGACAUUGGUGGGUGACCUUAGAGAACAACAUACACUUGGGAUAUUGGCCUGAGAAGCUUUUCACUGUGUUUGGUUGUGGAGCAAACAGUGUACAAUUUGAUGGGUGGACUUACGGAUAUCCAGAUGGGAUGAGUCCACCAAUGGGGACAGGCUAUUUUCCAACAACAAAUAAUCUCAAACAAUCAAGCUUUUUUUUAAACCUAAAAUAUGUUGAUGAUUUGGGGGUUUUGCAGGAUGCGCAUAGACUGCGCCAAGUUGCUGAUAUUAGUAACUGUUAUGAUGCCAUAUAUUUGGGUCACAAAAAUAGAGUAAAUGAACAAAUCUUAACCUUUGGAGGACCUGGAGGACAAUGUGACCUCUGA
Pistacia vera is the source of this 810-nucleotide messenger RNA. RefSeq lists its product as uncharacterized. The record is from RefSeq and is a predicted model, not a curated record. Bases 1 to 810 code for a protein of 269 amino acids. The transcript has 4 exons. Lineage: Eukaryota; Viridiplantae; Streptophyta; Magnoliopsida; Sapindales; Anacardiaceae.